Molecule: messenger RNA, 1164 nt
Organism: Vicia villosa (hairy vetch)
Lineage: Eukaryota; Viridiplantae; Streptophyta; Magnoliopsida; Fabales; Fabaceae
Exons: 6
Coding region: 447-893 (148 amino acids)
Source: RefSeq, a predicted model, not a curated record
CUCUGCAAUUUGUCCAGCGGGUUCUCACGGUGGAACCCUUUUGCCCACGGGAUAGUUGUUAGCCUCCCAAGAAUAGCCUAAAUGGUUGUGUCCCUUUUGUUUCUAUCAUUUCCGACUUGCUCUUGCUCUUCCUUUUCCCUUUCUUCCCGUUUAUACUCUCUCCGAAAAUCACCACUUUCUCUACAACAGUUCUUCCUCAUCAACUUUGUUCUUCUGCUGCUGUGAACUUCUAAAAUGGCAAGACCAUUUGAGCUGGUGAAAGACAUUAAUGACACAAAGGAGCUAUGGAAAAUAGCCGUGAGAGUCCAUCACAAAUGGACUGUUGUGAACAAGAAUAAGGAACAUUUUGAGAUGCUUUUGUGUGAUAAAGAACCAAUGUUUCUUGCCUGUGGGACCGCGAGUGUUCACAACUACUGGACAUUACUGCUGCUCAGUUACGUAACACAAUGCUUGAGGCCGGUAUAACAGACCCAUUGGAUUACCCUCUAGCAUUAGAUGGUUUGGUUGGAUUGACAAUGGCAUUUAAGGUCAAAUGGCAACCAAGUUGGGAUAAUGCUACUGUUGUUUCUAUUUAUCAGGAUAGAAGUGUCAUCAACCAGCUUUUGCAUUCAUGGGGACAAGAAUCUAUAUCGUCACCAUCACGUGAAGCCCAUAUCAUCAAGCAGCUGACUGAAAGUGUCGAUGAAGCUGUAACAAAUGAGGAUUGUACUGUCGUUAUGGAUGUUGAUAUUACAUCGGAACAUAUCCCUCACCCUGUUACGCCGACUUCAGCCAACAAAAGAAUUGCUCCUCCUAUUUCUAAUGAUAAUGUGGCAAGUUCUGAAAUCCUUGCAGGAGAGCAAUCCUCCACCAAAAUGAAGAAGAUUAUCAAGAUGGAGAAACUAGCUCCAUGAUAUGUUAUGGUUUUAACUUUCGCCAUCACGCCGUUUUUUAUGUUUUGAAUGAUGUUGCCUAAUGAACUAUUUCCUUCUGUUUACAAGUAACUAUUAAUUUAGUUGUGAACCAUCUAAUUUUGUAAUGUAACAGUGUCACAUUAGUGAUGUUGAACACCUUCUAUGGCAGAUAUUUAUUAAAUAAUCUACUAUUUCUUGUGCCAAAUAUUUAAGACUAAGGCACGAGGAAUGCCUACCAGUUCAAAGAACCAGACUGUUUCCUUUAUCAAAA